CUAUUCAGAAUCAAGAACUGUGAAGCAGUGUUUGAUUAGUUUACCGCGCUAUUGGAAUAUAGUGAGCUACACUGCGGAUGUCGGGCAGACAUGAAAAAGAUAGAAAAAUUCCUGUAGAUGAUGAGGGUAUCCUUAAUUGUGUGACAGAAUAUGCAAACGUUAACAGUAAAUCUCGGCAGUUCGUUCGGUCCCAAGUUAUACCGGAUGAUCAGUCACAAUUAUGUACUCAAUAUCCGUUGUGUCUCCAAAAUUCCCGCGUUCUGAAUAACGAUUGCGGUGAUACGUGUAUGACUAGAAAUAUUGACUCUAAAAGGCAUGGAGAGUCUGCAAGCGAAGAUCCAUCGAAGUCUUUUGUCUUCUCAAACAUGUCACAAUUUGGAAAUAAACAAAUAUUUGGAGAUGAUUUUCGGACUUCACAUUCGGUUAAACGUCCUUAUGAAUCAUUCUGUUUAGUUUCAAACUCUUCUGCAAAGCGAAAUUGCUGUACUGUUGGGCAAGAUGAAUGUGAAGAACAGUCUCAUGAACCAUCGACAUCAAAUAAUCAAUUUGACAGCCUAGGUUCUCGUGGUUUCGAUUUAUCUUUGGAAACCAGAACUACAGCUCGAAGGUCAGAAAAUCAUUCUUUACCUUUGGCUCACAAUUUAACCUAUGAAAUCGGAGUAAUAAAUGAAGUCUCGGAUGUUGCGCUAAAACUAGCAGAGAAUAAAUACCGGUCUGAGCGUAAAUCGCCUCCUUAUUGUGUAGCUCAUUCAUUCACGAUGGCUGAAAUGGAACAAGCUAAAAAGUUAGAAAAGGACGAAAAUCUUAUUCCGUUUUUUUCCCCCCUCAGUAAAUCUCGGGCUCCUUCUUCGGCAGUUUCACCAGAAUCUUCAUAUGGCAACUCUGUAGUUUCAAUUUCAAAACGGAAUAGCAUUUUUAUUGGUUCCGCUGCACAACGUUCCCGUGAUGUUAACAGGGACAGUUGUUUUAUUCAAGAAGCUGUUGAUAGCUCUGGUAUUUAUAUACCUGGAGUAGAUCUACUGAUAGACGACUCUGAAUGUGAGCCCAUCGAUCUUAUAUCUAGGUUCAGCAGAACUCCAAUUUCUUCACCCAAAAUAGUUGACCCCGGUAGCACGAUAUCAUGUGCUCUUGCUGGACCUCUCUCUUCGUCUCAUAUCUUCAACCAGCUAGAUUCCAAUGUCGCACAAAGACGUACAUCUUCGGCUGCUACAUCAUCGCUGAGUGCUGUUUCUGCCGGAAUGGAACUGAGUAAGGCUACGAAGGAACGUUGCGCACAGCUAAGGCAACGUCGGCGAGCACAACCAACUGAAAGACAACCAUUACCUGCUUUGCAUCUGCACCUAUCAAAAGAUGGUACAAGUCCCCUGCCUCCAGGGUGGCAAAGAGCACCAAAUACUAGGCGUUCGACAGAAGGCCAAGAUCUAGGGGAUAGUUCUGGCACAUAUGCUUAUUAUUAUUACCAUGUCCGAACUCGUCAAACUAGGUGGGAUCCACCUGUAUAUCCAUGGGACGCCGAUCCUACGGAUACUCUUCUUGGUGAAACCGGAGAGGAUGACCCGGAAGCUCCUUACAAUUGGGGAUGUGCGUCGCGAUUCGCUGUCACACACGAAGAAAUUGAAGCUAUGUAUAAUCGCGUGCGUCAACGAAUAUUGGAACGUCAGUGCAUUGAUCUUCUGCAUGAAUUGGCAGGCAGACCAGAUGCUCCUCAGGAUGUAACUGAACAAGGCUUUGCCAUGGAAUUAUUCACUUUGGUCCACAAUACGUUACGUGGCUUUCGUGAUGCUCGAUGUAAACUUGGUCGUAUUGUUAACGAUGAAGAUUUAUACUACUUAACAAAAAAGCUUGCUCAGGCCGUAAUCCUAAAAGAAAUACAGAAGUUUCAUCAAGCCCAGGCAGCGAACACUUCUUUAUUUUCAACUGUUCUUACUCCUGAACUUCCUUCGACAGUGCGAUCAAGAGUUGCCACUUAUGUUAGGCGAUACAUGGAGUCUAAGGGAGCAUUCUAUCGUCGCCGAGUUCAGCUAAUACCUGCAACAGGUAUUUCUCGUCCGGAACAGGCAGCUCAUCUAAAACCAGACCCUGCUAUUUUUAAGCCAUCUGUCAACAGUAGCAUGCGUUCUCGACCUGUAACGCAUCCUCAGAAUUUCAGCAAUGUAUCUCACCAUACAAAUUAUGUGGACAAUGCUUUUUCGCAAUCUGCUCCUCCCAUUAAUACUACUGCAGUUAUUCCAGCGCGCCGCUAACAACUCUAAAGUAUUGCUUCCGUCAAUAAUAUCUGUAAUUGUAUAUUCUUAGAGGGUUCCUUUAUUCAAGUUGCUAUUUUGGAUUUUUAUCCACUUGUUGCUUUAUAGUUAAUUUCCCUAUCAUAGUGGUCAAGUCUAAGACAGGUGUUAGCACCGCAUAUUUUAUCGUCCUGCCCUACAUGAAAGUGGUUAUGUCGGAUACUCGACAACUAGCUUGCGCUUUAAAUAUGGAAAUUAUUAAUUUUUAUUUAAGUCUUUUGUAAAUAAACUUACAAACUGAUUCCUUUGCAAGCUCUUUAAUGUUAUUUUUUUCCCAAGUCUAUGUCCGUAUGUUGUUAUUGCCCAGUAAUCUCAUCAAGUAUGCAAUUUUCCUGUUUUCUAACUUUUGCAUGUAUUUAAUAAAAAAUGCAACGGCAGGUGUGAUACAGGUGUUAAUAUGAGAUUUGUACUAUUGAUUUGUAAUAAAAUUGUAAUGAGAAUCUA
Molecule: messenger RNA, 2726 nt
Organism: Schistosoma haematobium
Lineage: Eukaryota; Metazoa; Platyhelminthes; Trematoda; Strigeidida; Schistosomatidae
Exons: 7
Coding region: 78-2243 (721 amino acids)
Biological process (GO): regulation of DNA-templated transcription
Cellular component (GO): chromosome
Molecular function (GO): protein binding
Source: RefSeq, a predicted model, not a curated record